Molecule: messenger RNA, 615 nt
Organism: Hibiscus syriacus
Lineage: Eukaryota; Viridiplantae; Streptophyta; Magnoliopsida; Malvales; Malvaceae
Product: U-box domain-containing protein 1-like
Exons: 2
Coding region: 1-615 (204 amino acids)
Cellular component (GO): nucleus; cytoplasm
Molecular function (GO): protein binding
Source: RefSeq, a predicted model, not a curated record
AUGACUAGGAGGAUAGCAGGGACUGUGUUGGCGGUGGUGGUCGUGGCCGGAAAGGGCGACUGCGGCGGAUUAAGGAUAAUCGCAGAGGCGGGAACUUCCAACGAUCCAAGAAUCCAAGAAAAUGCUGUCACGGCAUUGCUUAAUCUUUCCAUUUUCGAUAACAAUAAGACCUUAAUAAUGGAAGCUGGAGCUAUCGACAACAUUGUCGAAGUGUUGAAAUUUGGAAAAACCAUGGAGGCAAGAGAGAAUGCAGCAGCAGCAAUUUUUAGUUUGUCAAUGAUAGAUGACUUCAAGGUAGCCAUCGGAGCUCAUGCUCGAGCAAUUCUGGCUCUCGUUGGGCUCCUCAGAGAAGGAACAACUACCGGGAAAAGGGAUGCUGCAACAGCAUUAUCCAACCUCGCACUUUACAGGGCCAACAAAGCGAAUAUCGUGGUUUCAGGGGCAGUUCCGUUGCUGAUUGAAUUGUUGGUGGAUGACAAAGCAGGCAUAACAGACGAUGCCUUGGGAGUUUUGGCUCUACUUUUGAGUUGUCCUCAAGGGCUUGAAGAUAUAAAAAGUAGAGCUUUUGUGCCUCUUCUCAUCGAUCUCUUGAGAUUCGGAUCGGCCAAAGGGUAG